Messenger RNA from Chionomys nivalis (European snow vole), 1784 nucleotides. RefSeq names its product protein phosphatase 1 regulatory inhibitor subunit 1B (gene Ppp1r1b). Gene Ontology annotation, molecular function: protein phosphatase inhibitor activity. Gene Ontology annotation, cellular component: cytoplasm. Lineage: Eukaryota; Metazoa; Chordata; Mammalia; Rodentia; Cricetidae. The record is from RefSeq and is a predicted model, not a curated record. Gene Ontology annotation, biological process: intracellular signal transduction. The coding region runs from base 437 to 1054 and encodes 205 amino acids. The transcript has 7 exons.
GCCAGUCCCUGGCGGAGGGGACGGGCUGGGACCCCAGGGUUGGGACCUGUGGGGUGCAGCCAGCAGAGGCAGAGGUGCGGAGAGGAAGAAGGUAGAAGGAGGGUAGACAGAAGCUGGUGGAGCGAGGCCGAGGGCAGCCCACCGAGACCCGCGGAGAGCGCAGGCCAGGAGCAGGAGUCCCGCGCCCCAGCCGGGUAGCGGGCAGCGGAGGCGCGGGCACUGCGAUCCCCGGGCAGGGGACGCCAACGCCGAGCCGGGCGCUGCAGGCGAGCUCCGCGGUCCAGCACUCCCGAUCGUAGUGCGCUCCCCUCGCGGGUCGCGGGAUUUUCCUGGGUGAGGGGACAGCGCUCCUCCUCCUCCGCGCAGCACGCGCCACCCGCAGCUCCGGACAGCGGAGCAGGGAUCAGCCCAACACCCCAGGUGCGCACAGCCGGCCAUGGACCCCAAGGACCGCAAGAAGAUCCAAUUCUCGGUGCCCGCGCCCCCCAGUCAGCUCGACCCCCGCCAGGUGGAGAUGAUCCGGCGCCGGAGACCGACCCCUGCCAUGCUGUUCCGGGUCUCAGAGCACUCUUCUCCAGAGGAGGAGGCCUCCCCACACCAGAGGACCUCGGGAGAAGGGCACCACCCGAAGUCGAAGAGACCCAACCCCUGUGCUUACACUCCCCCCUCGCUGAAAGCUGUGCAGCGCAUUGCUGAGUCCCACCUGCAGACCAUCAGCAACUUGAGUGAGAACCAGACCUCGGAGGAGGAGGAUGAGUUAGGGGAGCUUCGAGAGCUGGGGUUUCCAAGAGAGGAUGAAGAAGAGGAUGAGGACGAGGAUGAAGAGGAGGAUGAAGAGGAAGACAGCCAGGCAGAAGUCCUGAAAGGUAGCAGGGGAACUGUGGGGCAGAAGCUAACUUGUGGCCAGGGUCUGGAGGGGCCCUGGGAGCGCCCGCCUCCUCUGGAUGAGCCCCAGAGAGAUGGAAACUCUGAGGACCAAGUGGAAGACAGAGCAGCACUAAGUGAGCCUGGGGAGGAGCCUCAGCACCCCACCCACCCUGAGCCUGGCACAUAAGCUCAGAGGCCUGCAUCUCCAGGAGGAAGUGCUCCCCAGAAACCCACUCUGUCCCCACCCUACUUUGUACCUUUCUUUCACCUGCUAGGGCUGCGGCUUCUGACUUAUAGAAGACUAAGGCUGAUCUGUGUUUGCUUUGGCUGAAGCCCAGAGUCCCCGAUGCCUCUCCCUGCCAGUCAUUCUUCCAUUUACACGGUGGGAGGGGGGAGGUGAAGGAGCCCACACUGGAAAACUCAGAAGGCCAGAAACAAAUAGUCACCCCUCACAAUUCUCCUCUCUAGAUCCACUCCCCUGGGCACAGGAGACCCACAGGGCAGGACCCUAAGAUCUGGGGAAAGGAGGUACCAAGAACCUGCAAGUGCCCUGAAAUCUCCUCCUCCUCCGUCCCUGUCCCCUCUUCCUAUGGGGGUGGGCUUUGAGUCUCCACCCCUCUCACAGACUUCUACCAGGGUCCAGGUCUCAGGCAUUCUUUUCCACAGCCAUAACAUUUUGGAUGUCGUCCCCUAUUGUCCUGUUUCUGCUGGGUGCCUGCAAGUCGGACUGGCAGAGGCUGCUCAUUGCGUUUUGUUUGUGCUUUGGUGCCAGGAAUGCCACUUAGUAUAUGUCCUUAGAGAGGCCAUGCAGGGGGGAGCUUGGUUUUCCUUGUCCUCCACCUGCCUGGCCCUCUCCCCUUCUCCCUGACUCCAGGCUUGAACUCCUCCUACGCUGUAAUAAAUCUUUGUAAAUAAUU